Molecule: messenger RNA, 357 nt
Organism: Cordyceps militaris CM01
Lineage: Eukaryota; Fungi; Ascomycota; Sordariomycetes; Hypocreales; Cordycipitaceae
Exons: 1
Coding region: 1-357 (118 amino acids)
Source: RefSeq, a predicted model, not a curated record
AUGUCUUCCAACGAGAACAACAACAAUAACGCCGUCGCGCCCGGCAACGGCAACACCGCUGCUGACAAGGUCACCGGCGCAGCCAAGUUUGUCACCGGCGCCAUCGGCAACACCCUCGGCGGCGUGGGCCGCACGGUCGGCAACGUAACCGGUGCCGCGGGCAAGGGCGUCGGCGACACCUUCAACAACGUCACGGGCGACCGGGCCAAAUUUGUCGGCGACGGCGUCUCCGGCCUGGGCACAGGUAUCCAGAGCGGCCUUGGCAGCGUGUCGCAGGGCGUCGAGAAUGCCGGCCAGUGGAAGCUGGGAACCGGGGGACAGGCGGAAAAGCCAGCGGAGAAGAAGGAGCAAAUAUAA